CUUUACCCUCAAUCUCAUUUAAAGGGGAACCUUAAUGAAAGGGAGGUACCCAUCUAGCCAAGUAAAUCAAUCAACUCCUCCAAUGAAUUGAACACGGACUGUUUUUGAACUGAACCUCCAAACUUGGUGAUGGGUCGUUCGCUAAGGAACGGAUCUUUCGGUGAACGUCGAACCACUUCGGUGAAAAAGCAAGUUAUUGGGCUCCUUGAUUUGCAUACUACUACUAUAAUUCACUAAAGAAGUUGAAUCAUCACAGCAGAAACAAUAAAUAGUGGGGAGAGCGCGUCAAUCUGGUCCACUGAUUUUUUUUUUCAGUGCAGGCCAUCUAAUCAUUUGGCCACGGUAGACAUGUAUUUUGAACGCGCAUUUCAUGAUCCGACAUAAUGGCAUUCUACCUUUUGGCCUUUACGUUGGAGAUUAGCAAUUUUAAUGUUUCUAUGUCGAUUUUUAAGCAUUUUGAAUGAGGAGCCUUUGGUGAUGUCAGGGGAAGAUGGCGGAAGUGGGUGCUGGGUUCGAAUCAAGCAGCGCGUCGACAAAAGUUUGUGAAUACGAAUGUUUAAUGGACAACAGUACCUAAAAUUAGAGUGGAUGAUACGUUUUUUAAUGAUGAUAAAUCGCUUCUUGUCGGGAUGCGUUUCCUGAGUACGGAUGCAUAUGUGGGAGACUCGUUUGAGGUGUCGAGAAUUGUGAAAUAUGUAUGCGCUGGGAAAAGUGGAGCCUGUCAGUGACCAGCUGUGGUAUUAUCUUGACUAAUUGUAUUUCUGAAGAACAUAGUAAGAUCGCAGUGACCCUCAAAAUAAGCGGACAACAAAAGUUAUGGACUUCGGAGUCACCUCAGGGAGGGUGUUCAUGUUGAAUACUUGAAGCCUCUCCAUGCCAGAUCUCACCCCCAACAUAGGCCUCUUCUGGUACUUCUUUGCCGAGAUGUUUGAGCACUUCCACCUCUUCUUCAUCUGUGUCUUUCAGAUCAACGUGUUCUUCUACACAAUUCCACUCUCCAUCAAGCUAAAGGAGCACCCAGUCUUUCUGAUCUUCAUGCAGAUCGCCAUCAUCUCCAUCUUCAAGUCCUACCCCACCGUGGGCGACAUCGCCCUCUAUAUGGCUUUUCUGCCGGCCUGGAACCACCUCUACAGAUUCCUGAAGAAUAUCUUCCUGGUGCUGGUUGUGUUGUUGGCGUGCUCCGCGCUGUUCCCCGUCCUCUGGCACCUCUGGAUCUACGUGGGUAGUGCCAACUCCAACUUCUACUAUUCCAUCACGCUGCUUUUCAAUGUGGCACAGAUCUUGGUGGUGUCGGACUACUUCUACGUGUACCUGCGGCGAGAGCAUCACCUAACCCACGUCCAGUACCUGAAGAGGAAAGACGGUAGCGAGGCCACUCUGGUUCUCAAGUAGUGGACGACACACACACACACACACACACACACACACACACACACACACACACACACACACAGGCAGGGAUGGGACCGCUGCAUGACUGAAAGUGACUCUGAACAUUACCCCACACUUCGAGUUCUUAUUUCUGAGGUCUUAAACAAACAGCCCAACCAACCCCUUGCCCCCACAUAAACCAGCCUUGGUGUUUCUGAAGGUCCCACUGGAGCAAGCCUGAAGAAAUGAAGGAAGGAGCAGACAUGGAGGUUAAGUGGCUGCGGUGAAAGAUGUGCUAACUUUUGUCUGUUCUGUCGCUCCAAUGAGUAGGUGAGAUAUAUAUUUUGGCAUGUAGGUGAUUGGGUUGCUGGUCUGGGUUCUUUUGCUUUUUUUUGUCCUUUUUUCUGUAUUUACUUUCUUAUGCCCACUGUCACUCACAUUGAAAACAAGCAGAUGAAUUGCGCAGAUGUGAGCCUUUGGGCGCAUAUGUAAACCAGACAGAUCUGCUCUUUUACCAGCAGAGGGCGUCAGUUGAAUAGGAAAACAACAGUGAUUUGUCAGUCUGUCUAUCAGCCAACGUGUUUAUUUGGGCACGCAAAGGAAAACUUUUAAAAACAUUUUGCGUAAAAAAAUUAGUAUUUUCCAAGUAGUCCACCUCUGUUUCAGGACGUUGUCUUCUGUUUGGUGCCUAAUGAACACAAACCUUUAUGUUUUGCUUUCCUAAUACACUAAACACUGUGUCCAACUAUAACGGUCUGUACAACUUGUUGGUAAGUUGCUACUCUUCUCUCAAUGAGUAUCUGAUGACUCCUGCAUUGUCACUAUUUGCAAGAGCAUAGGCAAAAGAUAUUGGGGAUAAGACACCCAUUUACUGGACUGUGUCUUCUCUGAGAAAAAAUGGAAUCUGAAUGGUACUCUGUACUUAGUGACAAUGAGAUAUGAUCUGGAAUCCUCUGAACUCUCGUGAUGCACUCUGCUUGGUGAAUGUGUUCCGUGUCAACUUGAAUGUUCAUGUAUGCCAUUUUUUUUAUAGAAAUUAGGGAUUUAUGUGUAUUUAUUUGUAUUUAUGGUGUUUAUUUAUUGCCAGCCCUGAUUUUUGUUCUAAAUGUUAAGUUGUUUGGUAUGGUUUUGUAUUUUUUAAUUUUUUAAAAAUAAGACCAGGGUGAUUUUGAAACGGAUAUUUUAUUUGCUGAAUGAUGGCUACAGUACCGGUUGUAGUUUUUGGGUGGAUACAGAUACAGUGCCUUCAGAAAGUAUUCACAUCCCUUGACUUUUUCCAAAUUGUGUUGUGUUACAGCCUGAAUUUAAGAGUAAUUAAUUGUAGAUUUGUUUUGUCACCGGCUUAGACAUAAUACCCCAUAAUGUCAGUGGAAUUAUGUUUUUUGACAUUUUUACAAAUGUAAAAUGGAAAGCUGAAAUAUAUUGAAUCAAUAAAUAUUCAACCCCUUGGUUAUGGCAAAUAAGUUCAGGAGUAAAAAUGUGCUUUACAAGUCACAUAAGUUGCAUGGACUCUGUGUGCAAUACUAGUGUUUAACUUGAUUUUUGAAUGACUACCUCAUCUCUGCACGCCACGCAUACAAUUAUCUGUUAGGUCUCUCAGUUGAGCAGUGAAUUUUAAACACUGAUUCCACCACAAAGACCAGGGAGGUUUUCCAAUGCCUUGCAAAGGAGGGCACCUAUUGGUA
Oncorhynchus keta (chum salmon) is the source of this 3056-nucleotide messenger RNA. RefSeq names its product phosphatidylinositol glycan anchor biosynthesis class U protein-like. Gene Ontology annotation, biological process: protein localization to cell surface; attachment of GPI anchor to protein. Bases 874 to 1392 code for a protein of 172 amino acids. The record is from RefSeq and is a predicted model, not a curated record. Gene Ontology annotation, cellular component: GPI-anchor transamidase complex; membrane. The transcript is spliced from 5 exons. NCBI's taxonomy places the organism in Eukaryota, Metazoa, Chordata, Actinopteri, Salmoniformes, Salmonidae.